AUGGAACAAAACUAUACUCAGCAAGAGUUGCUGGAACACAUUCGGCAACUCACUAACGCGCAAAACGAACUCGUCAGGGAAAUGAAUAGCCUGAAAGCGAGGUCAAGCGAGUCUAUUAUAAAUUUUAGAACGCCGGACAGCAUCCGCUACCUACCCACCUACGAAGGAAAAAAAACACGAAACCCGCGCGUGGAGAGUGCGCUCCAACUCUUUGACGAGUAUAAGAAUAGUGCAAUUUAUGACCAAAUAGUUAGGGCAGUGAAAAACAAAAUAACCGGGGAAGCUAGAGAAGCAAUAAUUGCCGCCGGGAAUGUUAGCACGUGGCCCGAGAUAAAGGGAGUAUUGCAAAACAUCUUCGACGAUAAAAGGGAUUUAGCUUUCCAUUUACAAACCCUUUUCUACGAAAAGCAGGGAAACAAGACCCUGCUAGAAUAUUAUAAUAACUUAAAAAGUGUUUCAUCUAAGGUAAGGGCAAUCACCGCAGUGACCGAAGAAUAUAAAAAUUCUAUUGAAGGGGUCCAUCAUUUGAUUGGAGUUAUCACACUCACACGCUUCAUCGAUGGCCUUGAGGGAUCGCUAUCCUCGUACGUUAGGUGUAGCAAACCGAAAAAUAUAGACGAAGCGUAUUCAAUAUCCGCAGAAUAUACGAACGCUGCAUACCGAAAAAAGUUAGAACGCAUACCGAUACAGGAUCGAAAACAAAAGCCGGAUACAUACGAAUUACCGUCAACGUCGUACGAAUCGCGGUCUACACCGCGAGUCGCCGGUCCAAUGGAGAACACUCAAGAAGCACAUAGUGACACGGGGUCAGAUGGAAGCGCGAGCGCAGCGUCGCCAUCGCGCGCAAAACCAUCAAUCGUUGAUCGCGAAUUGGAGCUGGCGCGGAAACGCUUCGCGCUUGAGCGACGGGCGUUCGAGAUCGAUAUCUCGAAACGGGUGCUGGGGCUCGAGGAGCUCGCCAUCGGAAUCGAAAGAGGUUCGAUCCAAGGCGUGCCGGCCAAAUUUACUGCUCCGAUUGAUCAGCAGCCCGAAUACGCGAUGGCGUACUCGUCGAGCCUGUACACUGCUCCGAGUGCGCGACCUGCCGGAACCGCGGUACCACAGGAUCACUCCUGA
Molecule: messenger RNA, 1116 nt
Organism: Anopheles coustani
Lineage: Eukaryota; Metazoa; Arthropoda; Insecta; Diptera; Culicidae
Exons: 2
Coding region: 1-1116 (371 amino acids)
Source: RefSeq, a predicted model, not a curated record